ACUUCCAAUAACUUCGAGGCAGAAAAUACCUUACUCUUCUUUGCUUACCUAGAGGCUUGCAUAUGAUUUGGUACUCAGUUAAUGUAGGAACUGAACCACAAGCGGAAUCAAGAAGCGGGUUGUCGUUCCUGCCCUCCUCUGAAGUGAAUUACGUUAGUGGCACUGUUCAUUGCAGUCAUGAACUUGCACUCAUUCUCGGACAAGGUGGCAUAACUUUGGCUUUUUUGAGCAUUAUAUUACUGAUUCUGAUUCUGUCCUUUUCUACUCAUCCCCAAAUAAAUGGUGUCUAGCAGAAGAAAAAGAGAUAAUACUCUACACACACACACACACACACACACACACACACACACACACACGAAGAACGAGAGGCUCAUGGGUAUCAUCAAUGCACCAGGGACACAUUUCAAGGGACAGGCUGCAGAGAAGGCAAACCCGACCAGAGAGAAGGUGGUCGGGGCAUUGCAGGGACCUUUCCUACAUCUUCAGCUCUGAGAGUCUCCAGUUCUGGGUACGGCAGGAUCCCCGAGAAAACAGAGAUAAACACAGAUGCUUGCACAAGCCUGCGAGACAACUGGAGAUCCGACUAGAGUUGAAAGGUAGGCUUUCGGCAAUCUGCGCGUUUUGCUGUGUUCAGGGCGCAAGUCUUCCAGGGACACAUUUCCUUCCACGCUCCAGGGAACCUCCCCGGCCACCACCCCUCCUGCUGGACAGCUUCCCAUUUGCCGGAAUUUUAUGGGCGCCGCCCCUUUAAGCGCCGCGCGGCGCGCAUGCGCCCUGGCUGUGGGCCUGGCGAACCCGGCUUCUGUACGCAGAGCGGCUUGGUUUGGGUGGGGCGUUCCCGGAGCCGGCGCGUCCUCCGCCUUUACGCGGAGUCCAGCGACCCCGAGCGAGGACAGCGCCUCCGGAGCUGCGAGGCAGGACCCUGCGUCUCCUCUUCCUCCCGCUCGGGCCGAGACUGAGUCGCGGUUGGCCAGGCCCCAGGACGCCCCCCAUGGCGGGCCCGUGGGUCGAGGUGGACGGCAGCAUCAUGGAAGGGGGCGGGCAGAUCUUGAGGGUGUCUACGGCUCUGAGCUGUCUCCUGGGCCUCCCCUUGCGGGUGCAGAAGAUCCGAGCAGGCCGCAGCACGCCGGGCCUUAGGCCUCAGCAUUUAUCUGGACUGGAAAUGAUUCGAGAUUUCUGUGAUGGGCAACUGGAGGGGGCAGAAAUCGGCUCAACAGAAAUAAUGUUUACGCCAGAGAAGAUCAAAGGUGGAGUCCACACAGCAGAUACCAAGACAGCAGGGAGUGUAUGCCUCUUGAUGCAGGUCUCAAUGCCCUGUGCUCUCUUUGCUGCUUGUCCAUCAGAACUUCGUUUGAAAGGUGGAACUAAUGCUGAAAUGGCACCACAGAUUGAUUACACAGCCAUGGUAGCAAAAGAUAUGGCAGCGGCAGCCGUAAGAUGCAUCAGAAAGGAGAUUAGGGAUCUGUAUGUUAACAUCCAGCCUGUUCAGGAAACUAAAGACCAAGCUUUUGGCAAUGGAAAUGGAAUAAUCAUUAUUGCUGAGACAUCCACUGGCUGUUUGUUCGCUGGAUCAUCGCUUGGUAAACGAGGUGUUAAUGCAGACAAGGUUGGAAUUGAAGCUGCUGAAAUGCUGUUAGCAAAUCUUAGACAUGGCGGUGCUGUGGAUGAGUAUCUGCAAGACCAGCUGAUCAUUUUCAUGGCAUUAGCCAGUGGAAUUUCCAGAAUAAAAACAGGACCAGUUACACUCCAUACCCAAACGGCUAUACAUUUUGCUGAACAACUAGCAAAGGCUAAAUUUACUGUGAAGAAAUCAGAAGAUGAAGAAGAUGCUUCUAAAGAUACUUACAUUAUUGAGUGCCAAGGAAUCGGGAUGACAAAUCCAAAUCUAUAGGGUAUUUGCCUCUUAAAUGAUAGCUCAAUGAUGUAUUGCACUAAUCAUUUCAUAAAUAUUAUAUAGAACAAUGAAUAAGCAGUAACUUAUUAAAGGACCUGACUUAAAUUUAGAGAUGAAAUACAGAAAGUUCUAGAUUUGCUGAGACUGCUUCGUCCUAUUAAUCUCACUUUGACUGUCUUCUGAGAUAGAUAGGGACAGCGAAAUUUAAGAGUUGGUGAAUAUGUAUGAUAGCUGAUUUCAGUAUUAAAGUAUUGAAAUAAAAUAUUCUUUUCACCUGAA
Molecule: messenger RNA, 2173 nt
Organism: Orcinus orca (killer whale)
Lineage: Eukaryota; Metazoa; Chordata; Mammalia; Artiodactyla; Delphinidae
Gene: RTCA
Product: RNA 3'-terminal phosphate cyclase
Exons: 9
Coding region: 992-1891 (299 amino acids)
Biological process (GO): RNA processing
Cellular component (GO): nucleus
Molecular function (GO): RNA-3'-phosphate cyclase activity
Source: RefSeq, a predicted model, not a curated record